This is a messenger RNA of Sinocyclocheilus grahami, 1249 nucleotides long. RefSeq names its product alanine--tRNA ligase, mitochondrial-like. Gene Ontology annotation, molecular function: ATP binding; nucleic acid binding; alanine-tRNA ligase activity. Gene Ontology annotation, cellular component: cytoplasm; mitochondrion. Gene Ontology annotation, biological process: alanyl-tRNA aminoacylation. The record is from RefSeq and is a predicted model, not a curated record. The annotation marks the transcript as partial. The transcript is spliced from 6 exons. Lineage: Eukaryota; Metazoa; Chordata; Actinopteri; Cypriniformes; Cyprinidae.
CCCCUAAGAAAUUUGGUUCUCUUGCAAAAGUAUCGCGUUACCUUGAGAACUUUUCCUUUUCUCGCAAAAUCUUUGCAUUCUCUUGCAAAAUUAUUGCAUUCCCUUGAGAAACUCUCCUCUCGCAAAAAGUAUUGCAUUCCCCAAUAAAGUUUGCGUUUUCUCAGAAAAUGAUUGCGUUCGCCCGAGAAACUUUGCAUUCUCUCUUAACUGUAUUGCGUUCCCCUGAGAAACGGGUGUUCUCUUGCAAAAUGAUUGCAUUCCCCAGAGAAACUUAGCAUUUUCUCACAAAACAUUUGUGUUCUCUUGCAGAACUAUUGUGUUCCCCCAAGAACGCAAGCAAACAUAGCUUCUUGGAGGAACGCAAUAUUUUUUUGUUGUUGAAUUUUUUAACCAUCAUCUUGUCCUAUUUGGGGUUCUGUAGCAUUCUAAUGUAUUUCUGAAUGAAUGAAUUAUUCAUAAUCAAGGUGGAAGCCUGUGCAAUGGCCUGGCGUCUUUUAACGGAAGAGUACGGCAUUCCUGCGGAUCGCUUGUACGUCUCGUACUUCGCUGGAGACUCUGCGAAUGGACUCCCUGCAGAUGAGGAAACCCGGCUAAUCUGGCUUAGCAUGGGAGUGCGGCCGGAUCACGUGUUGCCAUUCGGAAUGAAGGAUAACUUCUGGGAAAUGGGCGAGACGGGUCCGUGUGGGCCCUGCACGGAGAUUCACUACGAUCACAUUGGGAAUCGUAACGCCGCCGCACUGGUCAACGCAGACAGUCCGGAUGUGGUGGAAAUCUGGAAUCUAGUAUUUAUGCAGUAUAACAGGGAGGUCAAUGGUAGCCUGCGACCUCUGCCCCAGUGCAGUGUGGAUACUGGGAUGGGUUUAGAGCGACUGGUGACUGUACUGCAGGGGAAACGCUCCAACUAUGACACAGAUCUUUUCACACCUCUAUUGUCCGCCAUCCACCAGUGCUCCAAGGCUCCUGCAUAUCAGGGCAGGACCGGAGAGGCUGAUGUGGGUCAGGUGGACAUGGCCUAUCGGGUCUUGGCCGACCACAUUCGGACACUCUGCGUGUGCAUCGCUGACGGAGUUUACCCAGGCAUGACAGGCGCUGAGCUAGUGUUGAGGCGUAUCUUGAGACGUGCCGUAAGGUUUUCUACAGAAGUGCUGCAGGCCCCUGAGGGUGCGCUGGCAAGCCUGGUGCCUACUGUAGCUCAUAUACUGGGUGAUGCCUAUCCUGAGCUGCACACAGAGUCUGAGAGGGUAAGCAU